Molecule: messenger RNA, 812 nt
Organism: Geodia barretti
Lineage: Eukaryota; Metazoa; Porifera; Demospongiae; Tetractinellida; Geodiidae
Source: the annotation of a GenBank genome assembly
UCACAAACAAGGCGCUUGGUGGUCUCUCUAAGCGCGCAUUUCCUACUCGCCGCUGACUCCCCCCCUUCUCUCUCGUCUCCAGGUCUCUUGUGUGUAGGGAGCUACGUGAUCUUUACGUCUCUGUCUAGCCGUUGGUGUUGGUAUCCUGGUAAGUCACUCCCGCCGGUCGUGUGUCGUAUUGCUAUCUGUGAAUACCCAACCCACCGAGAUUAUUCUGUUGAGUCUGCGUGUGUGCUUGUCGACGACUACUGUCCACCGACCACAAUGUCAGAUCAGACAGCGGAUGACGCUAACAAAGACAUCGGAGGCACCGAGGGCCCUGAAGCCAUGUAUGUCAAGCUCAUUCGCCAGCGACGGACACGAGUUUGUUCUGAAACGGGAGCACGCCCUCACUUCGGGGACCAUCAAGGCGAUGUUGAGUGGUCCAGGGCAGUUUGCCGAGAAUGAAACGAACGAAGUCAGAUUCAAAGAAAUACCAUCCCACGUCCUCUCGAAGGUGUGUCAGUAUUUCACCUACAAGGUACGCUAUACUAACAGUAGUACAGAGAUCCCGGAAUUCCCCAUCUCUCGGGAGAUUGCCCUCGAACUUCUGAUGGCGGCCAAUUUCCUGGACUGUUGAAUGAAAACCUGGAUGCAUACAAACUACUAAAUAUGGCAACACGCACACACUGUUUAUAUCAUCCAGUGUGUUUCUAAAAAUAGGGUAUUAUUGCAUUAAUUUCAUCUCCUGUUAAUUUAUGCACUAGUGUAUUUAUGAUUGAUACACUUUGGACCAUGCACUGCAGUCGUAUAUUAUGCGCGUUUUGUGACAC